AUGUCAGGCCAAAGAAUUACACGGGAUGCAUUUGAUGCUGUAGUACAGGAGAAGAUGAAGAGAUAUAGAAUAAGCAUGGACCAAGCAGUUGCUAACACUGUACGAGAGUUUCAGAUGGAAGGACAAUCAAAAAUGGACAAAUAUGAUCCGCAUUUUAGAGACCAAGAAAGACUUUCCUUUCGCGAUUCUUCACAUGAGCCUUUGAGCAGAACGUGGGAUACCGACAGGAGAAGAGACAGUGGUUCAAAUCCUUUAUAUUUUCGUGAAUUAGAAGGGAAAUCCUCUGGUGGCUUACUUUCAGAUCCAUUGUUGAACAGAUGGGGUUCUGUUGAUCCGCUUUUAAAGGAAAGGUUAUACAGAGAAGAAAUGUUAACCCGAAAUUUGGAUCUUAAUCGCAGGAAAUGGGAAUUUGAACGUAGUUCUUUAUCUGGCCCAGAGCUCAGCAUGGGCAAGUCAGAUUCAUAUAGAGAAUUCCAGCACUCCCAAGGUUUAGAGCUUGGUCCUAGAUCAGUUAAGCAAGCACGUGGAGUAAUGCAGAUGUCAGGAAAAGGGCAAGGAGGGCAGCGUUUCGGUACUGGCAGACUUGCAGCUAAAGCUGGGGAAUCCUCCGGUAGAAAACAUAACCCUCAAAGAAAAGUCAUACUAGCUGGAGACAAUGAGUUAAGUGAGCAGAUUGUAACAUGGGCCAGGUUCCACAAUGUUAAAGAUGAUCCUGACCUUUUGAAACAACACAAAGUCCUUUUCAAGGUGAAGACUGAAGUUUGUAAAAUAAUUGUUAACUGUUUUAAAGGUCGCCUAUCUGCCCAUCACACAGAGCUUUGUUUUUCCAGUCUAAAACCUAUACCUCAUCCAGCCUUGUUUAGUCCAAAAAUAGAUAAUGAUCUUUUGGAUUUUUUAGUGGCAACAAAAACCGUGGCUGCUAAGAAUGAUUUCUUUGACGCAAUCAAGCCAUUCGACAAGGAAAUGAUGAUUUUACAGCAGCGAUUGCUGAAGUGUGUAACUCCAUUGCUGUUAUCCUGUAAUACAUUUGAACUAAAGUAUCCUAUUCUCACGGAUCCAAAACAACUACUUGGUGCUCUGGACAACACCAUGUUUUUGGCCAGGAAAUCCUUGGUGCUUUUGGGGCAGACAUUUGCAUUAGUCACUUCUCUCAGACAAAACAAUGUCAUGGAAGUCCUGGGGAUCAGUGAAGCAGAGUUAAAGCCCUCAGAGUAUCCCAAUUUCAGCGACUCUUUUCUGUUUGGGAAGGAAUUUAUUACAAAACUGAAAGAUUGGCUCAAAAAAAGUGGACGCAAGUUAACACUGAAAUCUAAAGCCACAGUACCCAAGGAAGCCACAGUUGUCAGAGAAGAAAUUGAAGAAAGCACACCUGCUGACCCGAAUGUUGUUGCUACAAUAGAUGAGCUUCUGGAAUAUGCAAAAAAAGGCGAUGAAGCAGAAGGAGAAAAGCCUGCAUUUUGGUUCUUAUUUGAUAAAAAAAGCAGUGAGUAUAAAUAUUAUCACCAAAAGCUAGAACAGUUCUAUAAAUCCACAGAUCACUUGGAUGUAAAGAAUACUCAAACCACAAAAGCAAAGAAAUCUGAAGAGCUGACUGUAGAGGCCGUGAGGGCAAUGCUGUAUGCCAAAAAGGCACUGCAGGUGAAGAGGAAGCUUUUUGGUAGUUUGGCUUUAUCAAGAAAGCGGAAAGGAAUAAAACCUGUGUGCCGCCUGUCCAAAACUAUGAAGGCCCGCAGAAAGAUAAGGAAGGUGAGCCAGAAGGUGGGACAGAAUGUAAAUCAGGACAUCAAAAAAGAGACUGUAACCCAGGAGAUAAAGAAAGAUAAUGUAACCCCUGCAGUUAAGGAGGCGGAGGCCACUCCGAUCAAGGAGGAGGAGGAGGCGGCAGUCAGGAAGGAGGAGGAUGUCGAGGAGGUGGCGGCCACCCCAGCGGCCAAGGAGGAGGUGGCGGCCACCCCAGCGGCCAAGGAGGAGGUGGCGGCCACCCCAGCGGCCAAGGAGGAGGUGGCGGCCACCCCAGCGGCCAAGGAGGAGGUGGCGGCCACCCCAGCGGCCAAGGAGGAGGUGCCAGCAGACACUCCAGUGGUAAAGAAGGAGGCGGCCGCCACUCUGGCAGUCAAGAAGGAGGCAGUGAUCAAGAAGGAGACAGCGGCGGCCACUCCGGCAGCCAAGAAGGAGGCAGCAGCCAAGAAGGAGGCGGCGGCCAAGAAGGAGGCGGUGGCCACUCGGGCAGUCAAGAAGGAGGCGGUGGCCACUCGGGCAGUCAAGAAGGAGGCGGCGGCCACUUCAGCGGUCAAGAAAGCAAAUGUGACCCCAGCAGUGAAAAAACAGACUGUCAAACCAGUACAGGAUGCUUCAGGAAAGAAUUCUUCUAGCAAAGUAGAACCAAAGGGACAAGAGGUACCAUGCAAAAGUUCUUCAGGCACCACCAGUAAACUGAAAAAGGAUCAGUCAUCAGAUGUAAAAGCUGAGGAAACUAAAGAAUCACAGGUUUCAGAUGUUGAUGAGAAGACGAAGGAUACUGCAAUAAAAUUGGCUCAGUUUGUUGUUCAGAUGGGUCCUGAGAUUGAGGAAUUUAGCAUGCAAAACAGCGUAAAUAACCCUGACUUUUGGUUUUUACGUGAAAAAGAUAGCCCGGCAUAUAAAUAUUACAAAAGUAAGUUGGAAGAAUUCAAGCAAGAGCAACAGGAAGUAACAUCUGAUGUAGAUGAACAGGGGAGCGUCAAGACAGGUGAUGAAGAUGUUGAAAUGGGUGCCGAGGCUUCUGCCGCAGACAACACUUCAGUAGCUGCAUUUAGCCAAAUGCCCACUCCUUCUAGGCCUCCCAUUCUUCGUAAGAGGGUAGCAAAGCUCAAGGUUGGCAUGCUUCCAGCAAAAAGGGUGUGUCUUGUGGAUGAGCCACAGGUUCAUGAUCCAGUUCGUAUUGACUAUGAACGUCCCAAAGGUCGUGGAAACAGGAGAAAGAAACCAGCAGAUUUAGAGUUCACUAAUAAGAAGUUAACCCAGCACAAUGUGGGUUUUCAGAUGUUGAGUAAGAUGGGAUGGCAAGAAGGUCAAGGACUUGGAUCUAGUGGAUCUGGAAUCAAAAACCCUAUAAAAGUGGGUACAGUCUCUGCUGGGGAGGGCCUGGGUACUGAAUUAAAAGAACCCGCUCAGUCCAGAGAUGACAACUUUGAUGCUUUUCGUCAAAGAAUGAUGUCUAUGUACAAGCAAAAAAUUUCCAAAUAA
Staurois parvus is the source of this 3225-nucleotide messenger RNA. The record is from the annotation of a GenBank genome assembly. NCBI's taxonomy places the organism in Eukaryota, Metazoa, Chordata, Amphibia, Anura, Ranidae.